Phytophthora infestans T30-4 is the source of this 882-nucleotide messenger RNA. RefSeq names its product Mitochondrial Carrier (MC) Family. Gene Ontology annotation, biological process: transmembrane transport. Bases 1 to 882 code for a protein of 293 amino acids. NCBI's taxonomy places the organism in Eukaryota, Oomycota, Peronosporomycetes, Peronosporales, Peronosporaceae. The record is from RefSeq and is a predicted model, not a curated record. The transcript has a single exon.
AUGGCAGCAGCAGCGCCGACGCAUGCGCCCAAAUGGAACAUCAAGCAGCUCAAGCAAAUGGCGGCAGGUGGAGGCGCUGGCAUCGUGGCCAAGACAGUCGUGGCCCCAUUCGAGCGAGUCAAGAUCGUGUGCCAGACGGGCGAGAGUGUGGGAAUGUUGCAGACGACACGCAGCAUCUUCGUGAGCGAGGGCGUGCUGGGCUUCUGGCGUGGCAACAUGGCGGCCUGUGUGCGUGUGGUGCCUCAUAAAGCGGUUCUCUUCGCUUUUUCGGACUUUUACAAGGAUCUGUUCCGGUCCAUGGACCCGUCGGGACAACUGCCGGCAUGGGGGCCAUUCGUGUCCGGAUCCUUGUCGGGCUUCACGGCGUCUAUCAUAACGUACCCGUUGGACCUCAUCCGUACGCGGGUGUCGGGGCAAAUUGGGGAGAAUCUGGUCUACAGUGGCAUCGCCCAUACAUUCACGAGGACAUUGAGAGAGGAAGGAUAUCGUGCUCUGUUCCGCGGCAUCGGCCCCACACUCUUUGGGGCGCUGCCCUACGAAGGGAUUAAGUUUGGGAGUUAUGACAUUCUCACAAGUCAUUUACCUGGAGAUAUCGACCCCAAGGCAGACUUUGCGGGUAAAAUCCUGUGUGGAGGAGGAGCUGGAGUGCUCGCCACGAUCUUCACCUACCCGAACGACACCGUGAGACGAAGACUGCAGAUGCAGGGGGCAGGAGGAGCAGCCAGACAAUACAAGAACGCAUGGGACUGCUACGUCAAGUUGGCGAGGAACGAGGGCUGGACAGUGUACUACAGAGGUCUGACACCCACUCUGGUGCGAGCUAUGCCCAACAUGGGUGUACAAUUCGCCACCUACGACUUCCUCAAGAGCCUCAUCGAUUGA